CAACACCGGCGCAUCCACACCGGCGAACGGCCCUUCGCUUGCGGCGAUUGCGGCAAAGGCUUCAUCCAACGCUCCGACCUGGAACGGCACCAACGGGUUCACACCGGUGAACGGCCCUACACCUGUGCCGAAUGCGGGAAGAGCUUCAGCGUCAGCUCCCACCUCGAUCGGCACCAGAAGAUCCACGCGGCCGAACGGGCGUCCUACCGUUGUCCCGAACCCCUCGCCGGCUUCUUGGCCGCUCACCGUCACGGUCGCCUCUUCCAAUGCGCCCAGUGCGGGCGAUGUUUCGGUCAAGGUGCCGCCUUGGUCAAGCACCAACGUGCCCACGGUACCGGAGGAACCGCCGGGCAGGUCCCCAAGUGCCCGGAUUGCGGGAAAAACCGAGGCGGCACGGUAGGGUUACGUCCUCGCGGUCAGCAGUGUAUGGAUUGCGGGAGGGAAUCCGAUCCCGGCGACGGUGACACGACGCCGGCGGCACCGCCGGAAAAGCCCUACAAGUGCGGGGAAUGCGGGAAGGGUUUCGCGCAACGUUCGGCGUUGGUGAAACACCGGCGGAUCCAUACCGGCGAGAAACCCUACGCCUGCGGGGACUGCGGGAAGGGUUUCAUCCAGAAGUCGGACCUG
Messenger RNA from Eurypyga helias (sunbittern), 627 nucleotides. RefSeq names its product zinc finger protein 835-like. Gene Ontology annotation, biological process: regulation of transcription by RNA polymerase II. Gene Ontology annotation, molecular function: DNA-binding transcription factor activity, RNA polymerase II-specific; RNA polymerase II cis-regulatory region sequence-specific DNA binding. The annotation marks the transcript as partial. The transcript has a single exon. Lineage: Eukaryota; Metazoa; Chordata; Aves; Eurypygiformes; Eurypygidae. The record is from RefSeq and is a predicted model, not a curated record.